AUGUCGCGUGGGAACGUCCGCCGCGAUGACUAUGGUCUCCGAAAAGAUCUACGCCAGCGCUUAGGCUUUGCCGAGGACAUUGACGAGACUCCGGAGGCUUUCACGGAGCGGAACAAUUUGAUUCGGGCUUUAGCUCAAGUGAGGUCAUUGACUAAGAACCUCCGAUAUGAGUUGGAUCUGAAUGGCUUUCUCCAGUCAGAGCUCGAUCGACUGGUAAGCCUCCUGGAAGGUCAGACAUCUUCAGCUACCGCUCCUCUGGGCGGUCUCCAAUUCCAGCUUGUGGAGCAGGCUGGUGAACAACCGUACUGCAGGGAAAAUCCCAAUGGUGUUCACUACGCUACUCCAUCCCACUGGCUGGUACGGGGAUGGAUACCCAAGGCUUGCAUCGUGGCACGCCUUACGCUGGAAGAGUUUGAGAAAUACUGUGUCGACAACAAGGUCAUCACUAAAGAGGAAGGUGUGGCGUCCUUUGAUCCUUUGUCGAGGUUGCAGCUGUCUGAACUGACUCUGUCCCCUAGCCGAAAGGAGCAGUGCAAUGUGCGAGAUUCGGCCUUCGUUAUCGAGCCUUCUUAA
This is a messenger RNA of Microdochium trichocladiopsis, 573 nucleotides long. RefSeq lists its product as uncharacterized. NCBI's taxonomy places the organism in Eukaryota, Fungi, Ascomycota, Sordariomycetes, Xylariales, Microdochiaceae. The transcript has 2 exons. The record is from RefSeq and is a predicted model, not a curated record. Bases 1 to 573 code for a protein of 190 amino acids.